AUGCUUUAUAAUCUUCGACUUCCAACCCCAAGUACACGGGGCGCCAACCUGCGUUCAGCAUCCAUUGACCGACACUACGGUCAACAAAGUGGGCUGAACACGGAUGGAGGUCCGGCGGCAGUCAUACUGCGUCGUCCAAAUACUGGCACACCAGUGUCCGUCUCAGAUACCGGUCGUGCCCUCACCAUGUUCUUCCCAACAUCAUCAUCAACUGAUCCCGCCACCUCCAGUACAAAUUCCACUGUCUUCCGAGACCCCCUGUCUGAGGCAAGUAUGUACGAUGAGUCCUUGGAGAGCUGCUGCACCACCACCGCAGGCUCUACCCUCCACCGAUACAGCACUACCACUCUACAGAUGCCUGCACCGUUACGCAGCAAUGAGGAGGCUGAAGAGGAGGAGGAAGACGGUGACGGGGACGAUGAGGAGAAUGAGGGUUAUGGCACUGAGGGUGAUGCAACCGCCGACUCGGAGGGCGAUAUCACGUCAGAGAAUGUGACUGCAGCUACCGUCUCGGGUCACCUAUCGGCGACCGAUUCGCUGAAGUCCGGCCGGCAUACAAUCAGUUCCACCUAUGAUCGCGCCCUAGCAGGUGCGAAGAGAACCCCCAUCGCCGUCUUGACAGCUGAGCGACGAUGUGAGUGA
Messenger RNA from Dibothriocephalus latus, 642 nucleotides. The record is from the annotation of a GenBank genome assembly. Lineage: Eukaryota; Metazoa; Platyhelminthes; Cestoda; Diphyllobothriidea; Diphyllobothriidae.